This is a messenger RNA of Aricia agestis (brown argus), 3918 nucleotides long. RefSeq names its product myb protein (gene Myb). The transcript is spliced from 14 exons. Gene Ontology annotation, biological process: regulation of DNA-templated transcription. The coding region runs from base 182 to 2587 and encodes 801 amino acids. Gene Ontology annotation, cellular component: nucleus. The record is from RefSeq and is a predicted model, not a curated record. NCBI's taxonomy places the organism in Eukaryota, Metazoa, Arthropoda, Insecta, Lepidoptera, Lycaenidae. Gene Ontology annotation, molecular function: RNA polymerase II cis-regulatory region sequence-specific DNA binding; DNA-binding transcription factor activity, RNA polymerase II-specific.
CGCGCGAUACGGCCGUGAUUCGCGUUCGAAAAUCAAAAUUAAAAAAAAAACGGCAUUUAUCGCGAUUAGUUUAGUUUUUAGUUCUCGAUUGUUCAAUUAAUUAUGUGCACGUUACGAUGAUUUUAAGAUCAAGCUAUGUUAAGGGGGCUCGUUUAGUAUUACGCCCUUAUUAGUGUAAGCAAUGCAAUAUCAAAGUAACGAAGAUGAUGAUUUACAAUAUCGGAUUUUUGGGGAAUCCUUCAACAUCGGAGAAAGUCAAACCUCCACUGGCAGGGGAAGAAAACGCAGCGUAUAUGAUUCAGACUCGAGUGAAUAUUUAGAGGAGCCAGCAGCGUACGAAGAUGUGCCGACUGCAACCAAAAAUGCUGGGGCGAGGAAGAAUAUCAACAGGGGGAGGUGGACGAAGGAGGAGGACAAGCGGCUCAAAACGUACGUCAAAAUGUACAAGGACAACUGGGAGCUCAUAGCGGCCCAGUUCCCGGACCGCUCUGACGUGCAGUGCCACCAGAGAUGGACCAAAGUCGUCAACCCUGAACUAGUCAAAGGUCCCUGGACCAAGCAGGAAGACGACAAGGUAAUGGAGCUAGUCGCUAAAUACGGCCCUAAGAAAUGGACUCUCAUAGCAAGACACCUAAAAGGCAGAAUAGGCAAACAAUGCAGAGAGCGAUGGCACAACCACCUAAACCCUUCUAUAAAGAAGACAGCGUGGACAGAGAACGAGGACAGGAUAAUAUACCAGGCGCACAAGCAGCUCGGAAACCAAUGGGCCAUGAUAGCCAAGCUGUUGCCCGGACGGACGGACAAUGCAAUAAAGAACCACUGGAAUUCCACUAUGAGGAGGAAAUAUGAGCCGGAAAUGCUCGACAGAUUUGAGACGAUACGGAGGAAGAAUGCCAAAACCAAGAGAAUGGAUCAGUCCCAAGAGAAGAUGCAGGUUGCAUAUAACGAUACAUGGAACUCAGACGUACUCAAUGACUCCAUACAGUCAUCGUCCAGUGGCAGCGCCCCGUCCCGCAAUGUGCAGCACUUUAGACGGUUGCUGCAGGAGAAGUUGCAUCGUAUAGCCUCCCCGGAGAGAGCUGACAGAGAGAGACCCGGGGACUUGGAGCAAGCUGAUAGCGUAGAGAUACUGCAGUCGCCGUUUAAAUUUGUCAACAUUGAGUCACUGCCAGAGGAUUCGCCUAUCAAGAGUUUCUUGAGUCGAGUUCCGACUGACAAUAGCUCACAAAGUGCUGUGACAUACGACCUGCAAGGUGAAGCUAGUAAGGAGAUAAUAGUGCCCUCAGUCGUAGUCCCUUCGGUGUACAGCUCGCCUAAGAAGAAACUCGAAACAAACAGUCCCCCGCCGAUAUUACGCCGCCGAGUUAGGAAGACGGGAGCCACUCCCAACCACAAUGCGUGGUCGGAGUCAGUAUCGAAGGCUCUAGAAGGCGCGACGCCGAUCAAAGCGCUGCCUUUCAGUCCCUCGCAGUUCCUCAACUCGCCGGCCGGCAUAUCAUUUCCCGCUUUCGACUCUACACCGCUUAGACAGGGGCCCAGUAUGAAGGAGCCCGGUAUAAGUCCGCUGCUGCAGACACCGACACCGGCCAUCACGCCGGGCGGCAGUCAGCACAGGAAUACGCCCAAAACACCAACGCCUUUCAAAAUCGCGAUGGCGGAAAUAGGAAAGAAGUCUGGCCUAAAAUACGAGCCGUCAAGUCCGGGGCUGCUGGUGGAAGAUAUCACCGAGAUGAUACAGCGAGAGAACUCCGACUCCACGCUGCAGCUCAACGACAGUCUGCUCUCGUCGACAGCGGACCAGGAGAAUAUUGGACAGGUGAACGACAGCGGCAUCAGCAGCGGCGGCCGGCGCGGAGACAACAUGCCGCGGCGCGCACGUAAAGCGCUGGCGGUUGCUUGGGGAGCCGCCACCAGCACGCCGCGUGCGCAGGUGCCGGAAAUACCCACCCUGGCUGACCUUGAGACUCCGAGCAAAACGCUAGCGGGUGACAACUCAGUGGUACUGUUUUCACCACCCUCCAUCGUGAAAAACUCCCUACUAGAAGAGUCCACGAGUCUCCACAGUCUAAUGAGCACCGAGAACACGCCAGAACCUGUCAAAUACGAGGAGAUGGAUAUAGAAGCGGUCAUCACUGAAAAGACAAAGGUACAACACAGGUCCUCGUUCCCUACUAAUCCCCUACCUAACGCCCUCGACCCAAACUUAAUAUUGUACGAUGGUAUAUACGAACCCCAGCAAGAGUUGCCCAGUUCUAACAUACUCCGUGAUCUAACUAACGUAGAGUCACCGAGGAGUUUCGCUAGACUCAACGCGGAUAGACUUCGAACUAUCAUAACGCCGAACGAACUAGCUCACGAUAGUAAUUCCUUGAUUGCGCCCAAAGAUGUCCUCGCUAAUGCACUAGUCGAUCACAUCUACAAAGUGACCAAUCAGAAGCCGUCGACGUCGAAAAUUGACGAGGUUCUGACCAAUAAAAUGCAAGGGCGCACCACAGAUUAUGAAAAGGAAAAUCAGUGGUGGCAAAUGAACAGGGAGACGGACUCGAAUGAUCUGUACAACGAUUAUUACAAUAUGUUCAAUCUGUAGGUUUCGAUUUUCGAAUGUACAAAGUUAAUGUAAGGCGGAUAAAAGAUUUUUAUAAAAUCGAUUUUAUUCGAUACUACGAUAAGCGUUCCAAAGGCACCUAAAGUAUAUUUGCACUAGAGUUAGGUAGUUACGUAUUUAAGUAUCGAAUCGAGUAUUGAGAUUAGAGUAAGGUACCAAAGAUGACAACUUCAUCAAAUGAGUGAUUUCGAUUUUUAAAUAGUUUUUAAAUUAGUUUUUUAAAAUAUCGUUUACCUCAAGAUUACCGUGCACCAAAUUUAAUUAUUUUUUUAGAUUAGGGAAAUGAAUUUUAGGUACGGUUGCGUACGAUUGUUUAUGAUUUUAAUUAGUAUUGGGGAGUACUGAAAGAGAGGCUUGCCUGAAAAAAGUAUUUUAAAUAAAAUAGAUGUCGUUUAUUUUAAGCUUAUGAAUAAUUUUAAAUCGUGGAUAAAUUUUAUAUGUAGGUUGUAAUAAAUCAGUAUGCUGAUUUUCUUUACCCAAAAUAAUAAUUUAGACUAGGGUAAAUUAAAAAUUUCUAAAACUUAUAAGAGCAUGAUCAAAAAUUGUCGUAGCAUGAUAGCCCCAAUGAAGACAAUGAAAUAAAGCCUCUUACAUACAAUACAUAAUAAGAAAAAUAUUUUUUUAAAUAUUGUAACACUAACAUUUUAAACUAACAUUUUUACAAUGGCAAGUUUUUUUUAAAUCGGUGUAAAGGUGUACGUUUCGUGUAGUAUUUUAUUUUCGGUUAUAUUUAUCGGCUGUAGGGAGUUUAACUCAGGCUAACAAUCCCGCUAGACCUAUCCCGCCCCUAUUUAUUGUAAAUCGCUUUGUAAGUUGCGUGUCAGUUUGACAUUUCUUUUUUUUUAAUUUAUCCGACCUAAUCGCAUCAUGGUUGUGGACUUGUGUAAUUUAAUUACGUUUAUUUAUUCUCUAUUGUCACGUUUUGUUAAAAUUUAAACAAUUUUAAUGAUAAAUCGGCAGUUACUUAAAAAGUUUUUAUUUGAAAUAAACAAAUGACAUUUUCCUUUUCCCGCCUUUUUUAUCAUUUCUCCGUGGACCCAAAUCCUUCCCACAAUAUUGACAGACCAGUGUUGAAUCUACCUUUUAUUUUAAAAUACCUAUUUAUUUAUGUUAAAUAUUGUUUUCUUGUUAUUUAAUUUAUGUUUUUAAAUUGUUUUUAAUUUAUUUUGUAGCGAUUACAUAUUGUAGUGCGGUAACAUUGUGUCAAUGUGUAAUUUUAUUUGUUUUAUAACUGUCAAUAUUGUUAAUUCCAAUCCAAAGCCCGUUGAUAUCCGAUGUCAUUUUUUAUUUCAAUAAAUGUAUUUCUCACUUGA